AUGAAGGGGCUUGCAGCCCAGGCCCAGUGUCAACUAGAGCUGGAUCUGCACUCCACGCUUCGAGACCUGCCCGGCGUUUUGAGAGCUCUCGUUGCGGUCGAAAUGUACAGCGGCCUCCUGCAGCCGCUGCCUGAGUUUGCAGCGUUGAGUCUCGCCCAGCUGGAGGUCGUGGCCCGCGCGUUGGUUCUCGAGAUCUAUCUACCAGGGGACAUUAUCUGCAACACCAACCGUGUGGGCACUCGGCUAUAUAUCCUGAAGCACGGUUGUGCUGAGCGUGUUGCCCCCCGCACAGGCAUCGUGUUUGGUGCGCUCACGGACGGGGCCCUCUUUGGUGAGUUCUCGUUCUUCCUGCCUGGCGCUAGGCGGCUCUUCCUCGUUCGCGCUGUCCGAAGCUGCCAAGUUCUCCAGCUUCACCGCCGCGUCUGGGACCGCCUGUGGCCUCCUGCCAUCCGAGAGCAAGUGGAGCAUGCAGUGCUGGAUGUGAACUUUUACAUCAAGAACGACUCCCCGGUGCCGUCGUUGGGGCGAAAGCGCCGAUCGACCCUGACGCGACCUACGCGGGCCAGUGCUGGUGCGGCUAGCUCUUUGCUACCGACAGCGCCUAUCACUUCAUUCCGCAAGCGCGUGUCGGGAUCGGACAUAUCGAGCGUCUCCGAGAAGGCCGAUCAGAGCAUCCCCGAGUCCUACCGAAGUACUCGUGAAACUCUCGAUGGCGCUCCGUCGUCCACCAACUUCGCUUCCUACCUGCCCCUGGUUCGAUUGUCAGCUAGUACGGAGCUACGCUGGAAGCGGCACGAGAAGCGUCUUCGAGCCAUCCAGCUCUUCCACGUGGUUUGGGGGCACGUGCAAAACGACCUGCGAAGUCUUCGAGAGGUGGACGGGGUGACGAGGAGGAGCACCCGACGACGAGUCUCAAUAACCGUGCCGCCCUCGUACGACGAGGCUCGGGCGGCUCAAUCGGAGGAUGGCGGUGGUAAGAUGCACCGAGUGUCUAGUAGGCGGCGUAACUCGAUCCAAUCGGACCCGACUGAUCUGCGAUCGAAGUUUACGCUGUCCGCUUCGGAGGUGCGAGUCCUGGAGCAGCGCAUGACGACGCCGCCGAGUGAGGCCAAGACGCGCACGUACCCCACAAUGCUGGCCCAGACAGCAGCCUCCCGAACGCGUACAAUGCAAGGCUCGCAGUGGUGGUCGCGACGGUGGCAACACACUGGCAAGGUGACUCCAUUCGCCGCAACGGCGAAAGCGGCUGACGGCCAGCUCACUCCGCAGAGCUCGCUGUACUCGAUUUGGGCGACUCCGAGCACGCGCGCCGCGAGGUUCGAGCAGAACGCGCGCUUCCGAGACGUGUGGGCCUCCAUCAUGCUGUCCGUGACGCUCUACUACUUGAUUUCCAUCCCGCUGCAGAUCGGCUUCCUGGACGGCGUGCUCAACGAGAUUGACAACGAAGUUAUCGUCAUCGCCUGGUACGUUGGCGAGUAUCUGGUCGCCGAUGCGGCCUGCGUCGUGGAUUUCGUGCUGCACCGCAACUACUUCGUGUACCAGACCAGCAGCGGCGAGGCUGUGACGGACCCAGAACGGAUCGCGCGUCACUAUUGGAAGCAUGGCUGGUACCUGGUGGACGUGGUGUCCAUGCUGCCGCUGGAGCUCGUCAUGUUCGCGGGGGUCGUGGGUCUGAGGCAAGCCGGCUACGCGCCUCCGCCCGCCACGACGUCCGAGUGGCCUCUGCUGUUCAGUCCGAAUGGGGGGCUGGUCAACUGGCACACGUUCGCCUUCCUACGCAUCAACCGGUUCCUGCGCAUCGUGCACUUGCGGCCGCUGAGCGACCAACUGCAGAGGUUCCUGCUGUACGACCGGCGUCUGAGACGACUGACUCCGGGCAUUUGCUACCUCAUCCGACUCGCUGUGGACUUCCUGCUGGGGACGCAUUGGCUGUCGUGUCUGUUCUACGGCGUCUCGUACUUGGCGUACGAUGACGGGGAGCAGUCGUGGCUCACCACCCCAGACAUGUUGGCUUUCGGCGACCGAGUCCGCGACUUGGCCGACAUCCGAAAGGUGCCACUCGCCCAGUCCUACCUGCGCACUUGCCACUUUAGCAUCGGUGCCAUCACCACAGUCUGCUACGGGGACAUUCUGCCCAUGAACGCGCAGGAGACUCAAGUGACGUUGGCGGUGAUCUUCAUCUCCGUGGGCAUCUUCAGCAUGCUCUCUGGGGGCUUCUACAAGUACUUCGACAUGGAGCUGGGCCGCCGUGCCGAGUACGAGGAGAAGGUCGCUCAAGUGGGCCACUUCCUGCGCUUCCACCGGUUCCCGAGCGAUACGUGGCGACAAAUGCAAGUCUACUUCGCUCUGUCGUGGCGUGAGAGUCGUGGCCGACGCGAGCGCGAGCUGCUGCGAGGCUUACCACCUUCCGUGCGGCAGGACCUGGCCCAGCAUGUACACGCCAGUCUGCUCAAGAACGUGGCCCUCUUUACGCGCUGCGACCCCACCUUCGCGCGCGCGAUCAUUGCGGCUCUGCAGCACGAGUUCUUCGUGCGCAACGACGUCAUCAUCCAGCGCGGAGACAUGGAGCGCAGCUUGUACAUUGUCGAGAGCGGAAUCGUCCUCAUCUCGGCCGUGCGGAAGCGCCAAGUGCAUCCUGAGGGCGAGGCCACCUGGGUCAAGGUGAGCGUGCGGGCGUCGCUGCGCAUGCGCAACUUGGUGGCGCUCAUGUCCCCCACGGGGACCGUUUCCGACAUUAACAACCAGACGGAGCGCGAGGAGAAGAUCUACAAGGGCCCGUUCGACUACUUCGGCGAGCGCUCGCUGCUGUUCGGCACGCCGCGCAACGCCACGUGCAUGGCGCUAUGCGUCACGAGUCUGUUUGUGCUCACGAGCGCGCGCUUCGAAGCCAUUCUGGACGAGUUCCCGCACGAGCGCAGCAACAGCGUCAGCGCCUGGGUCAUGACGCGGACGCCAGCCAAAGUGUCCACCGACGACGACUAA
Messenger RNA from Phytophthora sojae, 2982 nucleotides. RefSeq lists its product as hypothetical. Gene Ontology annotation, biological process: regulation of membrane potential; potassium ion transmembrane transport. Gene Ontology annotation, cellular component: membrane. The transcript is spliced from 6 exons. The record is from RefSeq and is a predicted model, not a curated record. Gene Ontology annotation, molecular function: voltage-gated potassium channel activity. Lineage: Eukaryota; Oomycota; Peronosporomycetes; Peronosporales; Peronosporaceae. The coding region runs from base 1 to 2982 and encodes 993 amino acids.